UUGUGUUACAGGCGCUGUGAACGUGUUUUAGAAUCGUUUUAUCACGGGAACCGCAUAAGCACGUCUUUAAUGCAUUACCAACAGGGUGCUGUGGGACCCAAAAGUCCUCUUAAAAUCUGCCCGUGUGUAUGUGUCUCGUGGUGUUACGUGUUAUAAGCAACUCUCUAAAGUGAACAUCCGGAGUUUGAAGACGCACUGACACAUCAGCCGGACACCUCCAAGCAAACAAAGAUGUCGGAGGGAACGCACCUGGACCCACAUGUGCUGGACCAGUCCAAGAUAGCACUGAUGCAGCCCAGCAUGCCUUCGUUUCUGCGCGACAGCAGCUCCACCUUCAUGAGCCACUCAGCUGGCUAUCAGAUCCCGUGCGUCAUCGGCAAGGAGGGCCAGGUGAUCGAGCACGGGCUCACCAAGGGCAUGGGCAUCGCCGUCUUCACCAGCGGCGGAGACUCGCAAGGCAUGAACUCCGCCGUCCGGGCCGCGGUGCGCAUGGGCAUCUACGUCGGUGCGCGGAUGUUCUUCAUCCGCGAGGGCUACCAGGGCAUGGUGGAUGGCGGCGACAACAUCGUGGAAGCCGAAUGGAGCUCCGUCUCCAGCAUCAUCCACAAGGGCGGCACGGUGAUCGGCUCGGCGCGCUGCAUGGACUUCAAGGAGCGCGCCGGCCGUCUGAAGGCUGCGGAGAACCUGGUGAAGCGCGGCAUCACCAACCUGGUGGUGAUCGGCGGCGAUGGCUCUCUGACAGGCGCCAACUGCUUCCGCCAGGAGUGGAGCAGCUUACUCGACGAGCUCCUCAAGAACUCGAGGAUCGCCGAGGGGGACAGGAAGAAGUACGCGCACCUGAACAUCGUCGGCAUGGUGGGCUCCAUCGACAACGACUUUUGCGGCACGGACAUGACAAUCGGCACCGACUCGGCGCUGCAUCGGAUCAUCGAGGCGUGCGACGCCAUCUCGGCCACGGCCUACUCGCACCAGCGCUGCUUCAUCAUGGAGGUGAUGGGCCGGCACUGCGGCUACCUGGCGCUGUCGGCGGCCGCGGCCAGCGAGGCCGACUUCCUGCUGCUGCCGGAGAGUCCGCCCACGCACGACUGGCCCGAGCGGCUGUGCGAGAAGCUGCGCCAGGAGCGCGAGCUGGGCCAGCGGCUCAACAUCAUCAUCGUGGCGGAGGGCGCCAUCGACCGCGACGGCAACGCCGUCACCGCCGACAAGAUCAAGCAGGUGGUGGUCGACAAUCUGGGCUUCGACACACGCGUCACCGUGCUGGGCCACGUGCAGCGCGGUGGCAGUCCCUCAGCCUUCGACCGCAUCCUGGGGUGCCGCAUGGGUGCCGAGGCGGUGCUGGCGCUCAUCGAGGCCACGCCGGAGACCGAGGCCAGCGUCAUCUCCCUGGACGGCAACCAGGCGGUGCGCGUGCCGCUUAUGGCCUGUGUCAAGAAGACACAGGCCGUCGCCGCCGCCAUGGCCGACAAGAACUGGGAGCUGGCCGUCGAGCUGCGCGGCAGGAGCUUUGCCCGCAACCUGGAGACGUACAAGAUGCUGACUCGUCUUAAGCCGCCCAAGGAGACCAUUGGAAAGAUGGUGCGGCAACAUACCCUCUGGGAUGAGGGCGGUCACACUCUAGCCGUGAUGCACGUGGGCGCGCCCUGCUGCGGCAUGAACGCCGCCGUGCGCUCGUUCGUCCGUAACAGCAUCUACCGCGGCGACACGGUGCUGGGCAUCCAGGACGGCAUCGAGGGCCUGGUGGAGGGCCAUGUGAAGGAGAUGGGCUGGGGCGACGUGACGGGAUGGGUGCCGCAGGGUGGCGCCUUCCUCGGCACCAAGCGCACCCUGCCGCAGAAGUACAUGCCGCAGGUGGCCGCCAAGUUCAAGGAGUAUAAGAUCCAGCGCUGGCCGGCGGCGCUGACAAUGCCUACAUCUUCGAGGAACCGUUCAACAUCAGCGACAUCCGCGAGGACAUCUACCACAUCAUCAAGAAGAUGGAGGAGGGCGGCAUCCAGCGCGGCCUGAUCCUCAGGAACGAGUAUGCCAACGCCAACUACACGACGGAGUUCCUGCACCAGGUGUUUAGCGAGGAGGGCAAGAACGUCUUCUCUUGUCGCAUGAAUGUGCUGGGUCACAUGCAGCAGGGCGGCUCGCCCAGUCCGUUCGACCGCAACAUGGCCACCAAGAUGGCUGCCAAGUGCACCGACUGGCUGGUGAAGGAGAUGGUCGCGAACACGAAGUCGGACGGCACGGUGUUCACCAACGCGCCGGAGAGCGUCUGCAUGCUCGGCCUGCGCUCGCGGCGCUACGAGUUCAUCCCGGUCCGGGAUCUGAAGGCCGAGACCGACUGGGAGCACCGGUCCCCGAAGCAGCAAUGGUGGAUGAAGCUCCGCCCCCUGAUGCGCAUUCUGGCCCAGCACACGGCCACGUACGAGGAAGACAACGUGGUCUUGGACCUUGAGGCCAAGGAGAAGGAGAGGGAAAAAGACCAUUCAAGGCACUACUACUAGCCAAUCGGAGGCGCAGGGCGGGGCUCUGAGCCUGAUGGCAGCCAAUGGCGUGCCAGCAGCGGUAGACAUCGGUAGCUACUACCAUUGUCGCCUAGUCGCUUCACGGAUCUUCAAAUUUUUGAGCAUUAGAAAUAUUAGUCAUGUUAAAUCGUCUUUGUUGUGAGUCGAGGGAUCGCUGCUGUUUUAAGUCGCCUACUGUGGCCCCAUCGGUUAGUCCUGUAGUGUUUAUUGCUGCCGCUGGCCGCCUGCGAACGCUCACCGUAUUUGUUCAAACACAGGCGCAGGCACGCUUGUGUUGCCGUGAAUUAACAGGCAGACGAGGCUUUCAGUGGACGAUGGUGUGCGAGUCUGUCCUGUCGGACAUUAAAUUCGUGGCGUCUGUAAACGGUGCGCUUAAUAGGGCUUAUUGACUUGUUUGUUGACCCCCGAAGAUUCGCUGCAGGACUUGUGCCCCCGACUUCAUAUCGCUAUCAAAGACAGUUACGUUGUGUUAUUAUUGCUCCCUACUGGAUUGUUCAACAAUAUAUCAGCAUUCCCCUGUGCUCGCUAUACAGGAAAUCCGCGGUCACGAAUGAGAAGUACGUCCACUCGAACAAAGCUUGAAGUUGUGUCAGGCUCUCAACGAUGGCAACGCACGCCGAUGUCGGUUAGGAUAUCAGCAUGCAUUGAAAUGGAAAGCCUGUGCCCAACAAGUGGCUAGAAGUGAAAGCGGGAGCGGGCAGGCUAGGCGUCAAGAAUGAUAGAAAUCGAAUAGUUCGAAGAGCAUUUCGAAGUCUAGACAUGCAAUUUAAGAAGUCAAGUAAAAGGUCGUGGCAAGCCAUUAUCUCACAGCCUUCGAGUAAACUCCAAUACAUGUAAAUGUACGAAGACAAGGUAUAAUUGAGUACCAUAAUCGAAAUUGCGGUGCGUUAUAUUCCAGUUUAAUGAACUCGGCGUUCCUU
This is a messenger RNA of Pollicipes pollicipes, 3430 nucleotides long. RefSeq names its product ATP-dependent 6-phosphofructokinase (gene Pfk). Gene Ontology annotation, cellular component: cytoplasm; 6-phosphofructokinase complex. Gene Ontology annotation, biological process: fructose 1,6-bisphosphate metabolic process; fructose 6-phosphate metabolic process; canonical glycolysis. The record is from RefSeq and is a predicted model, not a curated record. NCBI's taxonomy places the organism in Eukaryota, Metazoa, Arthropoda, Thecostraca, Pollicipedomorpha, Pollicipedidae. Gene Ontology annotation, molecular function: identical protein binding; ATP binding; 6-phosphofructokinase activity.